Messenger RNA from Raphanus sativus (radish), 2171 nucleotides. Its product is annotated as phytyl ester synthase 2, chloroplastic-like. The transcript is spliced from 14 exons. The record is from RefSeq and is a predicted model, not a curated record. Gene Ontology annotation, cellular component: membrane. NCBI's taxonomy places the organism in Eukaryota, Viridiplantae, Streptophyta, Magnoliopsida, Brassicales, Brassicaceae. Bases 63 to 2084 code for a protein of 673 amino acids.
UCUCACUCUCGCUUUCAACAAAUAGAGAAACGCAAAAGAACUCUUUUGCGUAAAACCAUCUCAUGGUUAUCUCGAGUUUCUCACCAAUGGAGGUUACACUACUUGCCUCCUUCUCUGCUUUCUCUCCCGUCUCAUCAGAAAGACUCUCCAACGCGGUUUUCAGCAGUUCGAAGUCAAACCCGCUACGACAAACGCAUAGAGUCAAGGCGGCGACGAUCGCGAAGGUCGUGGAGAAGAAUCCGUAUUGGGAAGCGGAGACGGCGAGUCCCGAUCUGCGUAAGAGCUUGUCGGACUUCUUGGAGGAAGCAAGAGAUUUCGUGGGAGAUGAUGAUGGUCCACCUCGUUGGUUCUCCCCGUUGGAGUGUAGCUCUCAGGCUCAAGGCUCUCCUCUUCUCCUUUUCAUACCUGGUAUUGAUGGUACUGGGCUUGGGCUCAUUCGACACCACAAGAAACUUGGGGAGGUUUUUGAUGUAUGGUGCCUUCAUAUUCCGGUCAGGGACCGAAGUCCUGCUAAAGACAUGGUCCAACUUAUUGAGAGGAUAGUUAAGUCAGAGAGCUAUCGUUUCCCAAAUAGACCUAUAUAUCUAGUUGGAGAAUCCAUUGGAGCGUGUCUUGCGUUAGAUGUUGCAGCUAGGAAUCCUAAUAUCGAUCUUGCUUUGAUAUUGGCUAAUCCAGCCACACAAGUCAACAACCUCAUGUCACAACCUCUGGCAGGAAUGCUGAAUGUUUUACCAGAUGGUGUUCCUACACUACUGGGAGAAAUUUUUGGUUUUAAGCAAUGCGAUCCAUUGACUGCAGUGUUAGGUGGAGGGAUUCUAAGAGAUCUCUUUGCAGUUUCAGCUAAUCUUCCGACUUUGAGUAGGAUCUUCCCUAAGGACACACUUCUUUGGAAGAUUGAACUGCUUAAGUCUGCUGUUGCGUCUGCGAAUACUCACAUACACGCGGUCAGAGCUGAAACACUGAUACUUCUCAGUGGACGUGAUCAAUGGCUGGUGAAUGAAGCAGACAUUGACAGAUUCUCACGCACAUUACCAAACUGUAUUGUCCGUAAGCUUAAAGACAAUGGACACUUUCUCUUUUUUGAGGACAAUGUAGACCUGGUUACUAUCAUCAAAUGCACUAGUUUCUACCGCAGUGGGAAGUCUCAUGAUUACCUUUCAGAUUACAUUAAGCUUACCAAAUAUGAGUUAAAGCAACUACUAAACGACCAGAAACUCUUACUAGAUGCUACUUCACCUGUAUAUCUAUCAACAUUAGCAAACGGUAAACUUGUGAGGGGCCUUGAAGGUAUACCUUCAGAAGGGCCUGUACUAUACGUUGGCUAUCACGUGUUAUUGGGACUAGAGAUAGUUCCAAUGAUAACUCAAUUCUUGAAAGAGAGAAACAUUCACAUGCGCGGUUUGGCACAUCCAAUGCUUUUGUGGAACAUCCAAGAUGAUAGGUUAGGGGACCCACAGAUGUUGGACAAAUAUAAGUUAAUUGGUGCGGUUCCUGUCUCCAACUUCAGUAUCUACAAACUACUGCAAUCAAAGUCUCAUGCGCUUUUGUAUCCUGGUGGUAUCCGUGAAUCUUUCCAUAGAAAGGGUGAAGAAUACAAGUUGUUCUGGCCAGAGCAACAAGAGUUCGUGAGGGUUGCAUCUAAGUUUGGAGCCAAGAUUGUCCCAUUUGGUGUUGUUGGAGAAGACGACAUCUGUCAUCUUGUCCUCGAUUCCGAUGAUCAAAGGAACAUCCCAAUCCUAAGGGAUUUCAUGGAAGAGGCAACAAAGCAAGCUGGAAACUUAAGGGAAGGAGAUGAGACCGAACUUGGAAACCAGAUAUGCUAUCUCCCAGGAGUUAUACCUAAGAUUCCUGGGCGGUUCUACUUCUACUUUGGGAAACCAAUUGAAACAGCAGGCAACGAGCAAGAGCUAAAAGACAAAGACAAGGCUCAAGAGUUUUACUUGAAAGUCAAGUCUGAGGUUGAACAAUGCAUUGCCUAUUUGAAGAUGAAAAGAGAGAGUGAUCCUUACAGACACUUGUUGCCAAGGAUGAUGUAUCAGGCCUCCCAUGGUUUCUCUUCUGAAAUUCCCACGUUUGAUCUCUGAAAUGAUUAUCGAUUCCAUUAUUUACAUAAUUACAUUAUACUGUGGAGACAUUAUUACAGGUUCCAAUAAUGGUAUUUAUUUAAGAUU